Messenger RNA from Cyprinus carpio (common carp), 3021 nucleotides. Its product is annotated as ras-related protein Rab-14-like. Gene Ontology annotation, cellular component: Golgi apparatus; phagocytic vesicle; trans-Golgi network. NCBI's taxonomy places the organism in Eukaryota, Metazoa, Chordata, Actinopteri, Cypriniformes, Cyprinidae. The record is from RefSeq and is a predicted model, not a curated record. Gene Ontology annotation, biological process: phagosome maturation; Golgi to endosome transport; defense response to bacterium. Gene Ontology annotation, molecular function: GTP binding; GTPase activity.
ACUUGUAUGCCAUCCGCUAAACCCCAAGAAGAAGAAGAAGAAGAAGAAGAAGAAGCAGGACGUUUAAGCUACGAAACGUGCAGAUGUUUUAAUGGUACAAAGACCUCUUAUAUGGCAAAAGAUCAAGGCAGAUUUGGUUUGUCAUGUCAUGACCCCUGGAACAGAUCGAGUGUAGCGCCGCGGGACUGCGUCAGUGUUUGCGCCGCCGCCAUUGACCAGAAUCCGGAGGAUCAGCAGCUGAAUCACUGAUUUACAGCAAACACACGCGGACUACAGAGCGGCAAUGGCCACUGCACCCUACAACUACUCCUACAUCUUCAAAUACAUCAUCAUCGGAGACAUGGGCGUGGGGAAGUCCUGCUUACUGCACCAGUUCACAGAGAAGAAGUUCAUGGCCGACUGUCCGCACACCAUCGGCGUGGAGUUCGGCACCAGGAUCAUGGAGGUGAGCGGUCAGAAGAUCAAGCUGCAGAUCUGGGACACGGCGGGUCAGGAGCGCUUCAGAGCCGUCACGCGCAGCUACUACAGAGGAGCGGCGGGAGCACUCAUGGUCUACGACAUCACCAGGAGAAGCACAUACAAUCACCUCAGCAGCUGGCUGACCGACGCCAGGAACCUCACCAACCCCAGCACCGUCAUCAUUCUCAUAGGAAACAAAGCGGAUCUGGAAGCGCAGCGAGACGUGACGUAUGAAGAGGCGAAGCAGUUCGCCGAAGAGAACGGUCUACUGUUCCUGGAGGCCAGCGCUAAAACAGGAGAGAAUGUGGAGGACGCGUUUCUGGAAGCAGCUAAGAAGAUCUACCAGAACAUCCAAGACGGCAGUCUGGAUCUGAACGCGGCCGAGUCGGGCGUCCAGCACAAACCGUCAGCGCCGCAGGGAGGCCGGCUCACCAGCGAACCACAGCCGCAGAAGGAAGGGUGUGGCUGUUAAUGACAUGACCUUCAUCACACUCGGCCGUCCCAGAGAGGAGAGGAUCACGGCUACAUGUGCUCUUUCUCUUCUCUCUUCAUCUGUCCGUCCUCACUCUCUCUGGUCAGUUUGUUCAUCCUCUGACCACACUAACGUCAUCGCGUCACACUUCAGUUCAGCCUCUUUUCAUUGAUGUAUUUUAUAGCUCAAUGAUGUGACGUCACAGAAACAAGACCCAGGUUGCAUUAGGAUCGUAUUGAGACCAUCAAAUGCGUGUUUUUCCAGCCGUACGAGAGCUGAAGUGUUUGUGACGUGUUUAAGGCUGUGAAAGUCUGCAGGAGGACCGUUCUGUUUGGGUCAGAUGCCCGUCUAAAGAACACUAGAUCAAGGGUGCAGAAUAAUCCACUGCAUUUUUAAAUGCACCAGUGCUCAGAAUAAGCAUUGCAUGCAUCUGUAAACAUGCAGUGGUUGAUUUAAAACUGAGUGACAGUCUCCUGUUGUGAACUCAGAAUCCCGUGCAUGUCGACAUGCGAGCGCAUGCAUGAGUGUGAGUCCGUUUGGGUCGGACAGCUUUAUGAAUCAAAGACACUUAUGGAAAGAUUGAUUCUUCCAUCGCUCCUCUUCAUCACAUCAGGAUACAUUCGUCUGUCCUCUCCAGCAUUAUUCUGUGUUGCCUUAUUAUUCAUCUGUCUUAAUAUUAUCACUGUUUAAUCUCAACUAGCUCAACAUGCUCUUCAGACUGGAGUUAAACAGUUUUACAACACUGCUACUGUUUUUGUAUAGAUCUAUGAAAGGGCUCCGGUCCUGUAGAUGUACAGUAAGCAUCAGUGCAUCGGCUUGUAUAUUAACAGCACCACGCAUCUGUGUCCUAACUCAGUGUAUGUACCAUAUGAACUCAGAACACAGCUCUGACGCCUCACUCGUCCGGCUGAAGAGACGCGAGGCAUAUUCUCCUACAGAGAGUCUGACAGAUGGAGAUCAGAUCUCGACUGUUUGUAUAAACUCUGAAGGAGCUGUGCUAACGUUUGAAAAAUCUGUUUGUGUGUGUAUAUGUGAUUUUAAAAUGAUGACAUUUUGAUUUUAAUGAAGAAAAUAAAAAUGCUCUAGAUGGAAAAGCGUUUCUGCUUCAUUCUGAAUAAACAUUUAAAAUGAAAAUGAACUCCAAUACGACAAUACGAGCACGCUGACAGAAACACACCCUUGAUGCUGUUCAAGUAGAAAAAUUGCUUUGUAUUUUAUGCAACAAAUUGCACCAAGGUUACAGAAAGAAUCAAGUGAAAAUAGGUGACGUGUAUUUACAAAGACGAGCAAUUAGUGUGAGCCUUGAAUACACAUUAAAAAAAGUAGUGGCAUGAUUUUAAGAGAUAAAAAAGCAUGAAAUGUCAACACUGGUAGUACCAUGUUGAAUUAAAGGCAGCUUGUGGUUGGCGUCGCAGUCAGAUGGCAAAGUGUCAGAAAACACAAACUAAUACUGAAAACAACUGCACUAUUCAGUUACACAAGAGUACGAGAAUCAUUGGAUGAAGCUGCUCUGUUCACAUCCGUGAUCCCGGAGCACUUCCGUCAGUGGUGUGUGGAAAACCUGUGAAAUGACUGAAGAUCUUUCAGAGGACGUACAAAAACAUCUGUACAUGUACUGCUUCUCAAGCACUGCGUCUCACUCCCAAGUCUUUCUUCUUGAGACAGUAGUGUGUUUCGUUCGCUGAUCCGUGAUUCAUGUUCAGCGAGUCUCUUUAAGGCAACGGUGUAUUUUCGUGAAGUGAUUGUGCCGAAGAAACACUUGUUCAGAACCCUUGAGGGGCCUGGAAAAGACGGGAAACCGACUUUACGACCGCAUCGGUGAAAUCACACAAUCUGCGAUCAGUCGAAUACAAACUGAAGUUCCUCACAUCACAGGGACCGUUCACAUCUCACAACAAAGCACUUUCUCGACCAGCCACACGAAGAAAACUAAACUAAACAGUCUUUAUCAAUACUAUGAUCGUGAAUGUAAUUCAAACAUACAUUUUGAUCCCGUAGAAAUGUUUGGAAGUGUGAGGCACAUGAGUUGUUUAUCUGUCAGUCGUGAAAUAAUGCUGCUUUUAACAAACACUUUGAGAAAACGCAGAGAA